GUUCCCUGUGGUACGUGGUGUCCAGGGUCGCGCUGUUKGGACAUUCUUGACAUAGUUUGCCAUAGUUAGCCGUAGCCAAGGUGGGCGGAAGUAGCAAACAURUCUUAAUAACUAACUUCGAUUGCAUUCAAGAAUAAUUAUUUGCCAAUCCAUUGCGGAGCUGCGGCCAUCACGAUCACAGUGUCAACAAAUUGUCAACUACUACCUGAUUGCCAUCAUGUCAAAAGGCAUUGUAUCACCACCACCUGAACCUGAUGGUACUGAAGGAACAGCCACUGAGCAUCUGACCCAAGUCAGCUACCCCAACCAGGAGCAUCUGACCCAAGUCAGCCACCCCAACCAGGAGCAUCUGACUCCAGACAGUCACCCCAACCAGGAGCAUCUGACUCCAGACAGCCACCCCAACCAGGAGCAUCUGACUCCAGUCAGCUACCCCAACCAGGAGUAUCUGAUCCCAGUCAGCCAGAUCAAGGAAUAUCUGGCCCAAAUAAGGCACCUCCAACAGGAAAACCUGGAACCUCUCAGGCUGACAGUAUGCCCAAAGGAGAGACAAAAAAAGACAAUUUCAUUCAACUUCAUACAUUGGUUUUUGAAGAAGGUACCAAAGUGCUGAGAAUGAUUUUCGAUGAAAAGCGUGAUAUCAUUCUUGAACAGUUUAAUGAAGAUCCUUCCUUAGAGAGGAAGCUCAAGAGAAGUCUUAAUCCAAAACUGAUAGCAAAACUGAUAGCAAAAGGAUUUCCAUCGGAGGAUUGUGAUAUCACAUGUUUGUGUGUGCUUUUGAGUUUUGCUGACUUGGAACCUGAAAAAUMUGCAGCCAUAGAUCAAAUUAGAAAGAAUAGAAAUAUGUUAGCGCAUCCUACUGACCUUGCAUUGAGUUAUUACGAGUUUGAAAGAAGAUGGACCGAAAUAGCGGAUGCACUGGUUGAACUGGGCGGAGAAAAGUGCAGGCCUAGGAAAUUCACGCUGAAAGCAGCACAAGAUGAAAAAGGCAUGGUUUCGGAUAGUGAAGACUUGGAAGAUUUACAACAAGAAUGGCAAAUUAUUAACGGCAACAUGAAAGRAAGUGGCACUGGACAUUACAAGCUUUAUAGACCACUAGAUAGCGUUGGAAGUCAACAACAAGGGCAAAAUGCGAACCAAGACUUAGAUCUGGUGACGCUAUUGGAUAGCGACGAAAGUAUCGGAGAUGGUUUGGCUCUUCGUCUUGAUCAUGAGUACCAGGUAUCGCGUAAUUGGAGACAUCUGGCUAAUGAAAUGGGUGCUCCCGAUAUGAUCAUACAAAAAUGUAAAAAUGAUACUGUACACAGCCCAACGUUAUUACUCUUGAAGUAUCCAAAUGUUAGUUGCAAAAAUGUCGAUGAGUUGGUGAAAAAGCUGAAGCAGAUUGGAAGAAAGGAUCUUGUCAACUUACUUCAUUCUCACAUCCCAAAAGCCAAUCAAGGGAAAUCAUUAAACGACACACUUCUUAAGAUGGACGGUGUUUUGGAUAAGCUAGCUUGCAAACUUGACCUGCGAAGUARAGUAAACAAAAAUUGGCGGGAUCUUGGAAAAUUAUUAGGACUGRAACCAUGGAGACUUGAUCUUAUUGAGAAAGGAAAUAACCCAACAAAAGAUUUUCUGCUGUAUGUGUACAGAGAUUUGCAUGUGACAGCUGGAAAGUUUCGACAGAUCAUUGACGGCUUCAAAGAUAGAUCUGAUGUAGUAAAGCUGUUAGACGAAUAUAAAAUAUUUCCAGAAGACAACAGACCUCUUAAAGAUGUAAUUAAGCCAGAGAGUGAAGCAAUGCGCAAAGUGUGUGAAUGUUUAAACAACAAUCUCCGAGGUGUUCUUCAUGACUGGAAGAAUGUGGCUUGUAAAUUGGAAAUACCAUACGAGACGUACAGCACUUUUGACCCGCCAGAGCGAUCUAGCCCAACCAAGGAGCUUCUGGACUGGGUUAGAUCAGAUCAGGACUUGAUGUCGGUCUACAAUGAAAACGAGGCUUCGAGAAAACAAUAGAUCACUUUUUGCUUCAGGACUGUAAUCAGGAAAUUGUUGGGGAGGAAGUACAAAAGUGGAAAUGAACUCACUUUAAACAGUGUCUUCAGAUAGAUAGUCUACAAAUAACACUUCCAUGCAUUGCACCGUAGGUGAUAAUGAAAUCUGACAGAUGGAUUCUAAGUGUUACUCUUAGAGCUGCACGUGCACCCUUUCCUCCCCCCAGAGCCUUCCCCAUUUUCAGUUACUUUGCUCGUAACAAUCAACAGGCCAGAAUAUCGAAAGUGGGCUAUUCAAGAAUGACGAAACUUCGCACAGUCAUAUAGAACUGAAUUUGUGACCUAUAGUUUUGACAUAAUACUUAUCACAUUUUAAACCUUUAAAAAGGUUUAUACAUUCACAUAGGCAACACCCUGUAAUUAGCUAACACACGUUAGCAUUGUAAAACAGAACUAGRAAAAGUAGGGGCUUUUUGAUGGGYACCCUUUCUUAGGUUCAGAAUCCGAUUCAGAAGUGACUGAAAAAAAAACGAAAAACAUAUACAAAAAUUACGAAAAAAAUCAGUACGAGUUUCUACAAUCAAUAUUAUACUACUAGAAUAGAACAAAAACAAUAAUUAGGACCAAUUARUAGAAUUAAAUUUAGAUAGACUUUAUAGACUUUUUUAGAUGGGCAUUUUUAUGAUAGGUUUGGUGUUUUUAAUUAAUAAGAUUUAAAUGUACAUAAAAAAUAUUUAACAGAAUGCACCAUGUAAUCAAUUAAUACAAAUAAAAUGACAUGACGACACAAAAACA
Exaiptasia diaphana is the source of this 2771-nucleotide messenger RNA. RefSeq lists its product as uncharacterized. Gene Ontology annotation, biological process: signal transduction. Lineage: Eukaryota; Metazoa; Cnidaria; Anthozoa; Actiniaria; Aiptasiidae. The record is from RefSeq and is a predicted model, not a curated record. Gene Ontology annotation, molecular function: protein binding.